AUGGCUACUAGCGAUCCUCUAGCCACUGAUGACAAACAAAUGGCUCGCGUUGCUGUGAAACCUGCCCCAUUUUGCCGUAGUGACCCCAACCUUUGGUUUUUUCAAUUAGAUGCACAAUUCAAGCUCGGGGUUUAUGAGGAGUCUGAAAACACCAAACUAAAGCAGUUAUUACAAGAUUUGCAACUUGGUGAUAUGCGCCCAUCCCAGUUAUUGUCAAAAAUGCAGGAGCUUGCGGGUGACAAUUUUAAGUCCAAUGUUUUACAAUCAUUGUGGCUCAAUCGUCUCCCGAACAAUAUCCAAGCUAUUCUUGCCUCCAGUAACGAGAACCUACCCCAACUGGCCCAAAUGGCAGACAAAAUUCAUGAUGUUCUCCAACCACAAGCAAUCAGUCAAGUUCAGCAUCCCAGUGUUGAUAUUUCAUCUCUUCAACAACAAAUCCAGGAAUUAUCAUUGCAGGUCGCAGCCUUACAGACACGAUCUCAGUAUCAUCCGCGCGGUAGAUCAAAGUCCCGGAACCGAAAUAAUAGGGAAUACCAACGCGCUCAUUCUGGUACUCAAUCAGACAUUUGUUUCUAUCACAGCCGAUUCGGUGAUAAAGCGCGCAAGUGUACACCUCCAUGCAAAUUUCAGAAGACCUCUUUAAACUGA
Molecule: messenger RNA, 648 nt
Organism: Stegodyphus dumicola
Lineage: Eukaryota; Metazoa; Arthropoda; Arachnida; Araneae; Eresidae
Source: RefSeq, a predicted model, not a curated record